Messenger RNA from Sodiomyces alkalinus F11, 700 nucleotides. RefSeq names its product carbonic anhydrase-like protein. The coding region runs from base 100 to 612 and encodes 170 amino acids. NCBI's taxonomy places the organism in Eukaryota, Fungi, Ascomycota, Sordariomycetes, Glomerellales, Plectosphaerellaceae. Gene Ontology annotation, molecular function: zinc ion binding; carbonate dehydratase activity. The record is from RefSeq and is a predicted model, not a curated record. The transcript has 3 exons.
UGACCGCUGAACGUGACUUGGACUAUUUCCCUUGACGAACGAGGUUUCAACUUGUUCAAGUUUUUUUGAAGCGAGUUUCCCGUUUCCCUUUCUUACAUCAUGUCUGCUAUUCAGAACAAUGUCGAGUCGGCUUCGGCGGCCUACUCUGCGGAAUUCACCAAGGGCCACCUGGCCUUGCCUCCGGCGAAGAAAUACCUCGUCGUGACCUGUAUGGACGCGCGGAUUGACCCGGCUCAAGCAUUCGGCAUCGAGCUGGGUGAGGCGCAUGUGAUCCGAAAUGCUGGCGCAUCCGCCCUCGACGCCCUCCGUAGCAUCGUCAUCUCCGAACAGCUGCUGGGCACAACCGAGAUCGUCCUGGUCAAGCAUACCGGGUGUGGUAUGUUGACGUUUGCCAACGACGCCGCGUACGACAUUGUCGAUAAGAAUCUGGGUGCCGAGGCAUUGGGCGAACUUAAGGAUCGCAAACUCGACUUCCUGGCGUUCCCGGAUUUGGAACAGGCCGUCAAGGAUGACAUUGAAUUUCUGAAGGGGACCAGACUCGUACCGGAAACUGUUACACUUAGCGGAUGGAUCUACGAGGUCGAGACGGGAAAGACGAGGCGCGUGGUCUAAGGUAGAUAUUUACGAAGCGGCAUCCAGGAUGACUGGCGCGGUGAAGGACGGCAUGAAAUGGGGAGGGGGGCGUUAGUAUGGCGGGCGG